Molecule: messenger RNA, 2083 nt
Organism: Symbiodinium sp. CCMP2456
Lineage: Eukaryota; Dinophyceae; Suessiales; Symbiodiniaceae
Source: the annotation of a GenBank genome assembly
AUGGAUACGGUAACGGAAUCGGAAAUGGCAAUUGCUGUUGCCCAGGAUGGCGGCAUAGGUGUGCUUCACAAAAACAUGAGCAUUGAGCAACAAGCGGUAGAAGUGCGCAACGUAAAGCGUGCGGAAAGCGGUAUGAUUUUAGACCCGGUAACGCUUCCGCAGAAUGCCCUGGUAAGUGACGCGCAAAAAAUGAUGCGCGAUUACAAAAUUGGAGGCAUUCCCAUCAUUGACGAUCAAAAGAAACUGAUUGGCAUAAUUACCAACCGCGAUUUGCGCUUCGAGAAGGAUGAAAAUCGUCCGCUAAGAGAAAUCAUGACCAGUGAGGGCCUGGUUACUACCCAUGAAAACACCAGCCUCAGCCAGGCAGAAGUGAUUCUGCAGGAACAUAAAAUUGAAAAACUUCCGGUAGUUAAAAAAGACAAUACCCUUAUCGGGCUCAUUACGUACCGCGAUAUUACCAAGCUUCAUAUUAAACCCAAUGCUUGUAAAGACGAUUACGGACGCUUGCGGGUUGCUGCCGCGGUGGGCGUUACGCCCGAUAUUCUCGACCGGGUUCGGGCCUUGGUGGGAUCCAACGUGGAUGCCAUAGUAAUUGACACCGCCCAUGGCCACAGCCGUGGCGUGGUUAAAGCCCUGGAGCAGGUAAAGCAAGAGUUUCCCGAUUUGGAUUGUGUAGUGGGUAAUAUUGCUACCGCUGAUGCCGCCAAGUACCUGGCCGAUGCCGGUGCCGAUGCCAUUAAAGUGGGUAUUGGCCCUGGUUCCAUCUGCACAACGCGCGUGGUGGCCGGUGUUGGAGUGCCUCAACUAUCGGCAGUCAUGUUUGCUGCGCAGGGCCUUAAAGGCACCGAUGUUCCGCUAAUUGCGGAUGGUGGCAUACGCUUUACCGGUGAUAUAGUGAAAGCCAUGGCAGCCGGAGCUGAUUCGGUGAUGCUCGGUUCUUUGCUGGCCGGCACCAAAGAGGCGCCCGGAGAAACAAUAAUUUACGAAGGCAGACGCUACAAGACUUACCGUGGCAUGGGGUCCAUUGAGGCCAUGCAAGAAGGUUCGAAAGACAGGUACUUCCAGGACGUAGAAGACGAUAUUAAAAAGCUGGUGCCGGAGGGAAUCGUUGGGCGCAUUGCCUACAAAGGUGAAGUAGGGGAGGUAAUGUAUCAGUUUAUCGGUGGACUGCGAGCCGGAAUGGGAUAUUGUGGCGCCCCAAACAUUGCCACCUUAAAGAAAACCGCCAAAUUUACCCGCAUGACCGCGGCCAAAGAAUUGGGCCGCGACACCCUGCCUUCCUUCCAGAAGGAAUACCAAAGUUACCGCGAGCAGUUGGCGCAACCUUACCUGUCGGAUAAGCAGGUUACGGAAGAGCUAAUUCGCGAAGCUUACCAACGUGGGAAAUAUGACGUGCGCGCCUCGCACAUCAUGGUGCAACUUCCGCGCGAAGCCACCCCGGCCGACACCGCUGCGGCCUACGAAAAAAUUGUGUCGAUUAAAGAGCAACUGGAAAACGGAGCUGAUUUUUCUGAAUUGGCCAAACGCGAAUCUGACGAUACCUACAGUGCCGAACGCGGAGGUGACCUGGGCUAUUUCACCGUGUUCAAUAUGGUUUAUCCCUUUGAAAGUGCAGCCUACCAAACCCCGGUAAAUUCGGUGUCUGAGCCGGUUCGCAGUCAAUACGGCUAUCACCUGGUGAAACCCACCGACAAACGCGAAGCUCGUGGAGAAAUAACCGUGGCGCAUAUUAUGCUCAUUGACAAUCAAAGUUCUGGGGAGGAAGUAAGCAAAAACGCCAAAGCCCGGAUUGACGAAAUACAUGAAAAACUCAAAAAGGGCGAAGACUUUAGAAAGUUAGUGGCUCAAUACAGUGAUGAUAAAACAUCGGCCAUGCAGGAUGGCAUUUUGCAACCCUUCGGCAUUAACAAAAUGUAUCCCGAAUUUGAAGAGGCGGCCUUUGCAUUGAAAGACAGCGGUGACUUUAGCGAACCGGUAAAAACCCCGGUGGGCUGGCACAUUAUUCAGUUGGUGAAGCCGGCCAAAUCCAAAGCUUUUGCUGAGGCCAAAGCGGAGCUGAAAAACAAGGUAGAGCGCGAUGUUC